This is a messenger RNA of Trematosphaeria pertusa, 1362 nucleotides long. RefSeq lists its product as uncharacterized. The transcript has a single exon. Lineage: Eukaryota; Fungi; Ascomycota; Dothideomycetes; Pleosporales; Trematosphaeriaceae. The record is from RefSeq and is a predicted model, not a curated record. The coding region runs from base 1 to 1362 and encodes 453 amino acids.
AUGGGAUGCAUGUCCAGCUCCCAUAGAUCGCCUCCAUCGCCUGCAAUGGUGUCAACGUGCUCUCAGGUGGAGGGUAAGAGAGUCAGACCCGAGACACCUCCGCCCGAGAUCUCGGAGUCGCACGCGUCGUCUAGCGCGCUGCUGACCCCUCCCACGCCGACGAAGAAAGCUCGGAACAGCCCCUCGAAUGGAGAAUGUAGUGCCUCGUCUCCGGAUGCCUCUUUCUCUCCUCCACGGCCUUUGACCCCACCAGAUUCACAUCUGCGCGUUGGAUGCACCGGGGUGAACGAGGCUGACGCCGAACUUCCUCCUACCCCUACAAGAGCUAGCAGGCACACCGAAGCCGAAGAUGACCCCUUGGGCCCGGAUAUCGGAUACAUAUCAUCUUCCUCGACGAGCCGCAGUGCUGAGGAAGGUGAUGAAGUUGAAAGCGAGCCUGCACACCUGAUUUUGGACGCUGGGCUCUCUUCGCUAGCUAGCAGCCCCUCGCCAGCUAGCUCCAUUUCGGAUAACGAAUACCGCAUAGAUUUUGGGCCUGAGCAGUAUCGGGGCUGCACCAUCAAUGAACUACCUCACGGUUACCGAAAAGAGAUCGGCAACGACGAGAAACUCCUUGCUCAUGCCAAAGGCUUGCGAGAAGCGCUCACGGCCUGGGCCUCCAAAUGGACAUUUACCCACGGCUUCCACAAGGGAAAGCGACUCGAAGACGUUCCAAUCUCGUAUAUCAAUCGCUUCGUCAUCGGUAUUAAAAAGCACGAGAGCUUGUGGCACAAGGACCUAUACGUUGCACUAAAAUUUCACCUUCCCGUCCGCCGACCCGAACAGCCAGGUGAAAAAUACGUCCUCACGUUCGGAAGGAACAAAGGCUGCAGACUGGACGGACUUCCUCCGGAAGAGUACGUCGCCCGCUCGUACAUCAAUUGGAUGAAGGAUGAAGGCAUCCCGCUCCAAUCCGACUGGGAAGAUCUCGCAGACGGUAUCGUAUACUAUCAGUGCCAAGAGCUCGCCGAAUUCGUGCGCGAUCAUCCAGAAGCUCCGACGUACACGUUUCCAGCGUAUCCUCACCGCUAUGAUGAUUGCAAGGGCAUGCAAAUUACCGACAUUCCUGAGGAGGAGAUUCGGCAUAUUGUAGAGAGGGGUAUACAUGAGGAAGAGGAUGCGGGUGGCGGGUACCAGUACCCGGGCAUGAAGGAGGCAGUGGGAUAUUGGUUUUUGCUGUAUGAGUGUAAUAGGUGGAACUGGAGGACGACAGUACGGUGGGAGUGGGGGAGAAUGAGGUAUUAUCCGAUGGACCUGGGUAAGAAUCUGUUUCCGUCGACGGAGGUGGAGCAGGGGGUGUAUCAGGGGUUGAGGGAUGAAUAG